Messenger RNA from Pocillopora meandrina, 547 nucleotides. The record is from the annotation of a GenBank genome assembly. NCBI's taxonomy places the organism in Eukaryota, Metazoa, Cnidaria, Anthozoa, Scleractinia, Pocilloporidae.
AAAGAUGACGAGUCUGUCAAAUUUUUUACGGGUAUACCUAGCCUUGCUUGCUUUAUGAUGACAUUUAAUUUGCUCAAGCCGUUUGUAGAAAAACUUGAGUAUUGGGACAAAAACAAAGAAAAAGAAGUAAGCUAUCAAAAAGAUUCAAGUAAAAAAAAGCCUGGAAAGCAAAGAUUAUUGACCAUUAUGGAGGAAUUUAUCUUAACUUUGGUGAGACUCAGACUUGGGCUUGUAAGCAUAUAUCUUUGGAGUAUCAGAAGGAUCAGUUAGCAAAGUUUUCACAACGUGGAUUUGCUUUGUAUCAACAGUUUUUCGUGAUAUUCUUCUUAAAUGGCCUUGUAAGGAAGAAAUUAAGAAAGUUGCCAAGUUCUUUUAAUCAAAGUUUCCAAGCGCUCGAAUAAUAAUAGAUUGCACAGAGAUAUUUUUCCAAAAGCCAAUAUCCCCUUAUGCCCAGAGAGCUACAUGGAGUAACUAUAAACAGCACAAUACCAUGAAAGCACUGUUGGGAAUCACUCCAACAGAUUACUUCUCCUUUGUUUCUAAACUA